UCGGUGUGAAGGCAUCACACGGUGCUUGUGGCGAUUGUGACUGUCGAUUUAGUGGUGACCGAUAAAGUCAAAUCGAUCUUGUUAACUUUGCAAAGGGCCAAUAUUUCAUUUGGAUAACAUUAAUCACUGUCUUGGAACUGUCCAGUAACGCUCCAUCCCUCUGUCAUAAACAUCAAGAGCCACAGGCCAGCAUGAUGGAGCAGGACAGACCACAGGAGAGGAGCUCAGAUCAGGGACAGGAGAUGUCAGAGGAUACCUUCCUCAAAGAUCUCUAUCUCUUCAUGAAACAGAGAGACACUCCCAUAGAAAGAAUACCUCAUCUAGGCUUCAAACAGAUUGAUUUGUUCCUGAUGUACAAGACAGUAAAAGACCUGGGAGGCUAUCAACAGGUUACUGCGCAGCAGUUGUGGAAAAAGGUUUACAGCAUUCUUGGCGGAAAUCCGCGCAGCACCAGUGCAGCCACCUGCACUCGCAGACACUAUGAAAAGCUUCUACUUCCUUAUGAGUGUCACCAAACUGGUUAUGGGAAUGAUAUUGUCUUCAGGGCCCCUCGAAUACAAAAACGCUUCCACCCCACCAGUUACAAUGAUUUUGAGCAUGAAUACCCCAGGAGUGGCAAACGGGUGGAUUUUUGUCGCAUCCCACCAUUCCAGACUUCUCCAAACAUGUAUACGGACCAUCAAAGACAGAUUUUUACCAUGCCUUUGAACGUUACUCCAUACUUCUCACACAACAGUACAUCUCUACCCAAAUACAUCCCUACUCGUGAGUCCACACUGCCCCACCUGGGCCUCAACCCACAAGAUCUUCCCCGAACACCUGCUUCGUAUUUGGCUGCACCGGUUCAUAGCUCCAAAGAGCCACUUGACAGGCUACGUUUUCUGGCCAAAGAGUACAAUUUAUCAGCGGGUUGGGAAGAGCCUCUAAACCUCAGUCAGAAAGAAAACAAACUUGAGACCUUCAGCGACACUCCAUCAUCGUUCGGUCCACCUUCUUCUAAAAAGCCCAAGUUCCUCAAUAAAGCCUCUCCUCUUUACCCUCCAAGGGGUUUGAAAACUGAAGAAGGGGCAGAAGACGACGAAACAGUGGAAGGAACUUCCGAGAGAAAAAGUCCAGGCCCUGUCCAAGCAGGACCAAGCCCGGUAUUAUCUGAUGUCAUUGAUCUUACUUGCUAUUCAAGUGCCAAUCCAGUCCCACGUAGAGCAAGUCCUCCUUCGGUUCAUCUCUUCAACCGUAGAGUGAACCACCCGGAAGCAUUCGCUAUGAAACAGCAAGAGCGAGACCUACAUCCAGACUGGCUGAAGGAAGAGCCUUCGAGUACAACCACACCCAACUUAGGGCUCUUAAACCAAAGUAACUCCCUCAGACACCCACCCCUAGAACCAAAUGGGAACAUGGAGAUUCAGAUUUCUCUAAAGCUUCUACAGGAAUUGAUUAGGAGAGGACUUCUCUCCAGUCCAGCACUUACUGGAGAAGGGCCAGCAUCUCAAGAUUCAACCAAAGUGGAAGUACCACCUGAGCCCAAGUUCCAAGAGAGAUCAUACUCAGAAACCUCUGAAAGUUCUACGAAGGAUAAGGAGCCGGCCAAUUUUAGCCUGAAAAGCCAUUUGAGAAAACUUUCUGAUGCAAGCCAGCAAGAUGGCCGUAUGAAGAAGCACAGAUCCUUUAUCAGCAAUGGUCUCACAGAAGAAACAAAGCCACAGAGCAUGAUCAGUUCUUUUCAGAUGAACGGCCCUUUUAAGCCCUCCUUUGACAGGGAUAGCACCCCAAAGCCCCAUCACCUUAAACAAGUUCCUAUGAUAAGCAACCAAGAACGUUUGAGCCCUAGAUCUCCCACUUACAUUGAAGACACUCCGCUCUCUUUGACUAUGAAGUCUGGAACAAAGUCAGAGAAAGUGGUGGCAACAUCUCCCAAUGAGGCAAAUGAAAUGCCUUCCUCCUCUCCUUUGAUACAGGUGACAACCAAUCAACUCAAUCUACUUCUGGCAAACCUUCCCUAUAGACUGGAAAGAGGGCAGACAUUUUAGGAUUCUGUACAUUUGUACAUUACGAGACGUUCAUUACGUUCUUGCCCCUGCUCGAUGUCUUAAUCUUGCCAAAUCAGCCUCUUUCUUUUUGUUGCACCACUCGAGAUUUUGUGAAAAGAUGAAGUGACAAGAGAAAUGGAGGCUAGACAUUUUUGAAAAGUAAGCUUCUGUCUUCAAUUGUAGCAUUAAAGCCAACCUGGUCUCAUAGAAUCACAUUACUGUACCUAAAUUUUUGCAAAAUGAUUUUUACGUGCAUCGUUGUAGGCCUAUAUGUAACGCAGUAGUUUCAUUAGAGGCGAUGCAAUAACAAUGCCUUUUAUUUCCUUUCACUCAAAUUACAAGUAAAAGGCAGAUUAUCCGUUCAUAUUCACUUACUUUUCGACCUGUCCAUCACACAAUGCUAUCUUAUGAUAGCUAAAAACUUGUAAGGUGAUUCAUUUCAACAAUUGCAUUACAUGACCAACUACACUUACAAGCUGGGAUACGAGUUUUGAAGAGCAUGCAAGUCGACAUGUGAGUUGAAAGUGUCAUAGAAGCACCACAAAAUAACAUGGUUGCUUCAGCAAUUGUGCUUUUCAUCUCACAUUUACUUUUUAUUACACUAUUAGUUUGACUUAGGUUUAAGGUUUAGGAUAGGGAGGUCAGUUUUGUUGAUUUACAACUCAAAGCAUUAACCUUAAAAACCUCAUCUAUUUUUUCUUCUCAGGUUUGCUUUUCAUGACGCUAUUGGUUAGGUUUAGGUUAGGGAGGUAGGUUUUGUUAACUCGCUUUUAGCACUGCACUGUAGAAAUAUCACCUCAGAACUGCCACGAUAAGUGUAAGGAAUCACUUAAUAUAAUUUUGUAAAAAUGCUGCCAGAGAUCUGGCUGAUUAAAGCACUGUCCACUCGCAGUCAAGUCACAGAAUUAGAUGUGACAGUCUGAUUUUCAUUGAUUUAAUAUUUUGUAUAAUAUUUACUGUAUAUAAGCCUGAUAAGCGUUGGAUCAGGAUAUUUUUUACUUCUCUUUCUUUCUAUUUUCAAAAUAGAAGUACCACUUAAUAGUUCUUUGGGUGAUUUGAUAUGUUGUUCAGUGAAUAUUUACUGUACAUUUACAAUAAUAAAUGUCCAACCUUGAUUAUGUUUUAAGCAAUGGUGAACACCUACCUCUGUGUCUACCUCUUGCCCCUUCACAGGUGAUGCCUUAAUAGCUCUUUUCACAUUUGUGUGAUUUUCCCUAUUGUUACAGCUACUGACUUUUUGUUUUUAUGUUUUCUGCAACUAUGUUGGACUGUGUAAUUUACAACUAUGUAAAUUCUUUAGCAAGAGAGUUUAUAGAAGUAAUUGUAUGAAGAGGCACUUAUCCUUUGGCAGCAAAGUGUGAACCUACUAAAGUUGAUACUGUGUUCAUGAAAUAUUUUACAAUUCUUAUUUCUUUAAUGAUAACAGAGUUUGUACACUGUUCUCACAAAUGCUUUAACCUCUCCUACAAACAAUAAAGUUUUUUUUUUUUUUUUUUGUCAAAUA
Messenger RNA from Myxocyprinus asiaticus (Chinese sucker), 3531 nucleotides. Its product is annotated as AT-rich interactive domain-containing protein 5A-like. Gene Ontology annotation, biological process: regulation of transcription by RNA polymerase II. Gene Ontology annotation, molecular function: transcription cis-regulatory region binding. The record is from RefSeq and is a predicted model, not a curated record. The transcript has 6 exons. Gene Ontology annotation, cellular component: nucleus. Lineage: Eukaryota; Metazoa; Chordata; Actinopteri; Cypriniformes; Catostomidae. Bases 192 to 2027 code for a protein of 611 amino acids.